AUGGGUGGCCGGCACCGCUUUAGGCUGAAGAACCUAUUCAAGACGAAAACGGCGGAAGAUGAGCCUAGUACAGCUCCAUCACCAGUCGGCGAUCCACCCCCGUCUUUAAUUCCCAGGACAGUUCCAAUCCCAGAACCACCUCCUGUUGAAAAGCAGCCAGAAGACAAUACCGAACGGAACAAGUUGCAGGAGGACCUGUGGAAUGAUGCUUACAAUACACUUCGCGACAGCGGCAAUAAGCACAUCGUGGAGUAUGAAGAAAUUCUUUUGUCUGAGCUUAAAAACGAUAACCCUGAUGUAACUUCACUGGGGACUUCUUACGAAGAGCGCUGGCAAAACAUGCAGCGGCUUGUUGAGAUUGGUCUAAAGAAGACCGAAAAAGAAGCCAAGAUUUAUGGCAAGGUGAACGAUGGUCUACAGCUCUUUGACACGGUGAGAUCACUCGUCACCCCAGCUGUAUCCGCCGUCCCACAAGCUGCCAUUCCGUGGGUCGGAGUAUGCUUCAUUCUCGAAGUCUUUUCGAACCCAGCCAAACAGCCAGGCGUCCAUCGCGCGGGACUGCAGCAUGUUCUUUCUCGCGUCAACUGGUACUGGAACCUGGCAGAACUUCUCCUUCAAGAUAAUUUGGAAGCGAAAGAAGAUCUUGGGGAAACCGCACUGUCUAACCUGCGAGGGGAGCUCAGGAAAUAUGUCUUGGAUCUGUACCAGACAUUUCUCUCUUACUUGAUCGAGAGUGUGUGCUACUUUCAAAAGAACCGCGCCGCUGCGUUCUUAAAGAGUGUGGUUUACAUCGACUAUUGGGGCGGCAAACUCACGGACAUCAAGGCCUCAGAGACAGAAUUCGAAAGAAUGUCCAAGAAGUACAAUACGACAGAAUCCCGCGAGAGACUCGGGACUUUGGUCAUUGGUGUUAAGAACAUCGAGAAGGCCAUUGAUCGUCAGACCCAGCAAUUACAAAAACUCGACGAGGACGGAAACAACAGGGUCUGCUUCCAGGAUCUCUACACGACCAAUCCCUUCCUUGACAAAAUGCAGAUUGAACGUGACAAGGGGACACCUUUGCCACAUUGCUAUUCAUGGAUUUUUCUCACCGAGGGUUUCCAGACUUGGCAACAAGAUCCUGCUCAAAGACUGCUUUGGAUCAAAGGUGACCCUGGAAAAGGCAAGACGAUGCUUCUCUGUGGUAUCAUCGAUCGACUUGAUGAGUUAAUGCCAAAUCUCAUCUCAUGUUUCUUCUGUCGAGCCACGGAGCAUUAUCAGAAUGAUGCUACAGCAGUUCUUCGUGGCUUGAUCUGGAGUCUUGCAUGUCAGCACCCCAAGCUCAUCUCUCACGUACGCACACAGUUUGACAAUAUUGGGCGAAAAGCCUUUGACGGUCCAAACAAAUGGGAAAUUCUGUCCAAUAUCCUCAAGAGGAUGGUAUCAGACGAAGACGAUUGCGUUCCAGAGGGUACCACGAUUGCCAUAGACGCACUUGACGAAUGUAUCAAAGACAACGACAAGCUCCUCGAUCUCAUCCUCGAAAUUUGCGCCAAUGAGAACUCCAAGGUCAAGUGGCUUGUUUCAAGUCGCAAUUGGGUAGAGAUUGAAGACACCUUCAUGGACGAAUCGAUUAGCUCCAAACGGGUGGUUCUAUCUCUCGAAGAUGACGAAGAAGUUGAACAAUCGAUUCAAAGGGCUGUUGAGGCAUUCAUCAAGUACAAGGUUGAAGAUCUCAAGAAGAAAAAGAAGCAUGCCGAGUUUCCACCCGAGGUCAAUACCAUCUUUACUGAAAAGGCAGGCAACACCUUUCUAUGGGUAUCUUUGGCGUGUAAGAGAUUGGAGAGCAAGGACGUUGAGCCAUGGCAGAUUCCCAAAAUACUUGAGGAUUUGCCAUCCGGUUUGAGGGACCUUUACAGGCGCAUGAUGCAAGAGAUCAAGGAUUCCAGCCAUGCAUCGCAAUGCAGGGACAUUCUAGCUGUUACCACCCUGGUGUAUCGCUCGUUGUCAUUGGCAGAAUUGUCAUCAAGUGCCAAGUCACUGUCUCAGCAUUCGACUAGACUUGACGCCCUCAAAAGACAGGUCUUGCGCUGCAAAGGGUUUCUGGUCAUCUCUGAUGAUAUGGUGUCGUUUGUGCAUCAAUCUGCCAAGGACUUUCUAUUGGAAGACCAGCUUGCAAAAGAAUUUGUUUGGGAAGCUGACAACGAGGAACUACUAUCAAAGAGUUUUCAUCGCCACCACCACGGCAUUUUACUAACAAUGUUGCAAACAAUGAAAAAGACGCUCAAGCACGACAUAUAUGAUCUCAAGAAACCGGGUGUACCUGUACCGCUUCUUGAUCGAGAAGAUGCCUCCGACCCUUUGGAUUCGGUCGAGUAUGCCUGUUGUUACUGGGCCGAUCAUAUUUCGGCAUUCGACGACGAGAGUGCUUCCGCUACCCUCGAAUUCCUGAAAGAAUCUGUUCUUUACUGGCUAGAAGCUUGUUCACUCCUUGGAGAAGUGGUGACUGCGGUGCUGGCAAUUCAAAAGCUGCAGAACCUAGUUAUCGGUACAGAAUACCACGAAUUGGCAAGUGUAUUGCAGGACACCAGACGUUUUGUCUCCAACUUUAAAAGUGCAAUCGAACUUUUCCCUCUGCAAACAUAUGUGUCUGGGCUUCUCUUCAGUCCUAGGAGCUCUGUAGCACGGCAAGCAUUCCAGCAACAUGCCUUCAAAACAUCUUGGAUUGAUCUGCCUAUCCUGGAAGACUGGGAUGCCUGUGUCCAGACACUCGAAGGCCACAAAUCCACAGUAUUAAACCUUGCCUUCUCCGGUGACGGCAAAUGGCUAGCAUCUGCCUCUGAAGAUUCUACACUCAGGGUUUGGGACGUGGCAACGGGUGUUUGCUUACAGACUAUGGCCUACCCAUAUGCAGAUGUACAAGCAGUUGCAUUCUCUCCCGAUAGCGCUUGUCUUGCGUCGGUGUCUACCAACUAUGCAAUUGACUUUUGGGAUACUACCUCAAAUGAGUUCAAAAAGAGGCAUAAAGUCAAUACCAAAGGGACUAAUGUUCUUGGCCUUCUUUUCUCACCGGACGGCAAAUGGCUUGCUUCUUGGUCGGAUGGGCCCAAGGUCCAGAUUCGUGAUGCGAAAACAGGUAAUUGCAUUUACGAUUUCACACUUGAGCAAGGACGUGGAUCAGCAAUCGGGCCACAGACUCGAUUUUCGUUUUCAUCGGACAGCCAACGCAUCUUGGUUGGGUCAGGAACUGUGGGCAUCCGUGACAUAGUCAAUGGCUCAUGGAUCACCGAAAACCAGAUUUGGCCAGGACGUCUUUUGACAUCAGCUUUCCUUCCAGAUGGGUCUUGGGUAGGACACGCCUAUGGUGAACAUGGCCAUUUAAUUUGGAGGCUUUCUGACAGCGGCGCCGAGUGCAAGACCGAAAUACUCGGGGAAGACGGGUGCGGACUCCCGCCUUCAGGUCAAUAUCCACUUGAUAGACCUUUAUCUUCGUGGGAAAGACCAUCGGCUUUUUCAGGUGACGGCAAGCAGAUUGCAACAUGCACUCAAUAUCCUUUCAGGAUCGCCAUAGUUGAGGUUGCUACUGGAGACGUGUCAUAUGCGGAUGCUCGAAGCUCAGCAGAUGGUACAAGUGGUCUUCCUACAGCAAUGGCAUGGUCAUCCAAUAGCCAAUGGCUCGCUGUUGCAGGAGUACAAGGUAAUGGGGAAAUCACGAUUUGGGAUCCAAAGGCAAUCAAAAAUGGCAGCAAAGACAAUGGGAUUCAAAAACGCAUACAUACAAUGGCAUUGUCUGCAGAUGGCCAGAGACUUGCUACAGGUUCUCAAGACGGCACUGUUGAGAUCCAGGAUAUGGCGCGUCCAAGUAACAACAUUCUUACACUCAAGGGUCAUGAUUCUACUAUACACGGAAUAGUAUUUUCUCCAUCUGGCAACAUGCUCGCAACCCAGUGCACAUACCACGUCAAGAUAUGGAACAUGAAAGCAGCUGGUGAAUGCGCACAUACAUUCAAAGCUGGUCCAAUCGACAUUCGCUUCAUUACGAUAUCAUUUUGGCCCAUGGCCUUUUCGGUAGACGACUCCCAAUUCGCAUUUGUCAAGGGCGAAGAUAUGGUUGAACUCCAUGACCUCACAAAGCAAACCGUGUCUGAACUCGACAUGGAACAUGUAUCGUGUUUAGUGUUUUCGCCUGACGGCCUGUCAUUAGCAGCAGGCAAUAAAGUCGGAAAAAUCAAAAUCUGUGAUUUGCAGACAAAAGAUGUACAGGAACACAAAUCUGGAUCUUCCCAAUAUCCACACGCCAUUACCUUUUCAUCUGAUGGGAAACUGCUCGCGUACGCUACCACGACAGGUGAGAUUUACGUGUGGGAAAUGCCAUCAGAAAGGGGUAUCUUUAAACUUGAGACUGGGUUGUUGACGGCGCAAUUAUCGUUCAGUUCUGACGGUAGGUCGCUUUUGACUGAACAAGGCCGUUUGACACCCGAAUGUUGGCCGUCGGUCGUUGACGGCCAGGAUGCUGAGGCUGAGAAUAAUCAACUCGCAGCAGCACCGUUUGUUACUCGAGGAUAUGGAAUUGGGUUUGAUGGAACUUGGCUGGUAAAGGAUGGUGAGAGAUUAGUUUGGUUGCCCCCUCAGUACAGGUCGAGCUCUGACUUUCAGAAACAUGUACUUGUUGCUGGUUCAGUUGUUGCGAUUCGCAGUAGCUCUGAUGAGUUGUUGAUGUUUGACUUUGGUGAUUGA
This is a messenger RNA of Fusarium graminearum PH-1, 4716 nucleotides long. RefSeq lists its product as uncharacterized. Bases 1 to 4716 code for a protein of 1571 amino acids. NCBI's taxonomy places the organism in Eukaryota, Fungi, Ascomycota, Sordariomycetes, Hypocreales, Nectriaceae. The record is from RefSeq and is a predicted model, not a curated record. The transcript has 2 exons. Gene Ontology annotation, molecular function: protein binding.